GCGGGAGAGGAGGCCAUGGGCGCGCGCGGGGCGCUGCUGCUGGCGCUGCUGCUGGCUCGGGCUGGACUCGGGAAGCCGGAGUCGCAGGAGGAGGAGCUGUUGUCAGAGGCCUGCGGCCACCGGGAAAUUCACGCGCUGGUGGCGGGCGGAGUGGAGUCCGCGCGCGGGCGCUGGCCAUGGCAGGCCAGCCUGCGCCUGAGGAGACGCCACCGAUGUGGAGGGAGCCUGCUCAGCCGCCGCUGGGUGCUCUCGGCUGCGCACUGCUUCCAAAAGCACUACUAUCCCUCCGAGUGGACGGUCCAGCUGGGCGAGCUGACUUCCAGGCCAACUCCUUGGAACCUGCGGGCCUACAGCAGUCGUUACAAAGUGCAGGACAUCAUUGUGAACCCUGACGCACUUGGGGUUUUACGCAAUGACAUUGCCCUGCUGAGACUGGCCUCUUCUGUCACCUACAAUGCGUACAUCCAGCCCAUUUGCAUCGAGUCUUCCACCUUCAACUUCGUGCACCGGCCGGACUGCUGGGUGACCGGCUGGGGGUUAAUCAGCCCCAGUGGCAGUGAGGCUGGGGAUAGACCGGGUGGGGUGAUGGGGGUGCGGGGUGAGCAUUACCCUCUACCCCUGUUCCCGCUACACAAGCACAGCAGCCCCCUCCUUGGUCUGGGGCUGCAACCUGCGCCCCUCCUGCUCUCAUUCUCUCCUCACUUGCUUUUCUGCUCUCACUGCCACCUGUCAGGGCAGGGACCAAACACCCAGUUCUUCCCCCUUCCAGGGACUGUGGGGGCCAGCAGGACAGUGUGAGAGGGAGGCCAGCUUGGCCUGGGCCUGAAGGAGUGAGGGGGAGUUCGGGAGGACCUGGUGACAGAAGCCUCAGGCAAUGAUUUUUAAAAAUUGAGGCAACUCACAAACCAUAAAAUUUUCAAGUGUUCAGUGUUGAAGGACACAAUUCAGUGAUUUGUAGCCUACAGUCAUGUGUCACUUAAUGACCGGGAUAUGUUCUGAGAUAUGCAUCAUGAGGCACUUUCAUCAUUGUGUCAACAUCAUGGAGUGUAGUUACACAAACCCAGAUGGCAGAGCCUGCUACACACCCAGACUGUGUGGUCUAGCCCAUUGCUCCUGGGCCACAAACCUGUGCAGCUUGUUACUGCACUAAAUACCAGAGCAGUUGUAACACACUGGUAAGUACUUAUGUACUUAAACAUAUCUAAACAGAGAAGAGGCACAGUAAAGAUAUGGCAUAAAAGAUAAAAACCAGGCCAGGCGCAUGAGCCUAUAAUCCCAGCACUUUGGGAGGCC
Messenger RNA from Homo sapiens (human), 1293 nucleotides. RefSeq names its product serine protease 41 (gene PRSS41). The record is from RefSeq and is marked validated. The transcript is spliced from 4 exons. Gene Ontology annotation, biological process: proteolysis. Gene Ontology annotation, molecular function: serine-type endopeptidase activity. The coding region runs from base 16 to 798 and encodes 260 amino acids. Gene Ontology annotation, cellular component: plasma membrane. Lineage: Eukaryota; Metazoa; Chordata; Mammalia; Primates; Hominidae.